This is a messenger RNA of Penicillium nucicola, 345 nucleotides long. RefSeq lists its product as uncharacterized. Gene Ontology annotation, biological process: proton transmembrane transport. Bases 1 to 345 code for a protein of 114 amino acids. Gene Ontology annotation, cellular component: vacuolar proton-transporting V-type ATPase complex. The record is from RefSeq and is a predicted model, not a curated record. NCBI's taxonomy places the organism in Eukaryota, Fungi, Ascomycota, Eurotiomycetes, Eurotiales, Aspergillaceae. Gene Ontology annotation, molecular function: proton-transporting ATPase activity, rotational mechanism. The transcript has 5 exons.
AUGUCGGCUCAGAACUCCGCGGGCAUUCAGACCCUCCUCGAUGCUGAGAGAGAGGCCCAGAAGAUUGUGCAGCAAGACCGCACAAAGCGGAUAAGGGACGCCAAGUCGGAGGCCCAGAAGGAAAUUGAGGAAUACAAGAGCCAGAAGGAAGAGGAGUACAAGAAGUUCGAGACUGAGCACUCGAGUGGAUUCAAGAAGGCCGAAGACGAUGCCAAUAAGGAGACCGAAGUCAAGCUCCAGGAGAUUAAGGACGCUGGCAAGAAGCAGGGCGACAAGGUCGUUGCGGACCUCCUCCGCGUGACGACUGAUGUCAAGCCCGAGGUUCCCGAGAAGAUUAAGGCAUAA